Phalaenopsis equestris is the source of this 1128-nucleotide messenger RNA. Its product is annotated as phosphatidylinositol/phosphatidylcholine transfer protein SFH7-like. The record is from RefSeq and is a predicted model, not a curated record. Lineage: Eukaryota; Viridiplantae; Streptophyta; Magnoliopsida; Asparagales; Orchidaceae.
CUGUUCAGUGCUUUGAUUUGCCGGGGAGCUUUGAAGGAUCUUGCUGGUUCAUCAAUAUGCUCUGCUAAGUUUGUUGAUUUUUAUCUGAACCAGCCGGCAGAUUCGGCCAUCGACAUGUUUGAUAAACCUGGAGGUGACGAAGAUCGGCCUCGUUUUGCUGAUUUUGUUAGCGAUUCGAUGUUGUUCUUUGACCUUGUUUGGUAGUAAAACCCGCAAUCUUAAUACGCAGAGGCGAUCAGAUAUCUGAGCGAACGAUUUAUUGUGCAGCUUCAGAGGGAAUUAAUAACAUUGGAACUGUGAAAAAAAAUCAUUCAUCAAGAAGCCCUGAUUGUGAGAAGAUGCAAAAAAGUAGCAUAGCCACUGCUUUGCGAGAAGCUAAUCCACGGAUGACAUUGAAGCACAUGGUACCAUCAAAGACUCUUCGACUGAGCCCGAAUCAUUCGGGAGAAAUACUGUCUUUUGUAAUAAAAGUUGCAGCGCUGGAGGCAGUAAGGAGGUUCUCGAAAGCAAGAUGUCCUAUUUUAUGGCGGUCUGUACAAGCAUUUCAAAUUCUCAGUUAUCCGCCGCUUAAAUGGCUGCAGAAGUGGGGUCCACUAAGGCUAAUAAUCAGAGGCGCACAGAGCAUUUCAAGGCCGCUGCUGCUUCUUUCAAUUGCAACAGCUUUCUCCAAUGAUUCAGAAAAUUGUAGGGUAACCAGUGACGGGGUUGAUAACGGGGUUGAUGAAUCACAGCCCUUAGCUGAACCACUUUGCAGAUCUUCAACUUCUGAUAGCUUGCAAUCUGAAGAAUCCUCUAAGCAUAUUGUUCCUGAUAAUUGGCUUCUACAGCUUUUUGCAGAGCUGGAAAAGCAAGGAAUUUCCUUACCUGAAAGGUUCAAUGUAGAUGAACUUCGUAGAUUCUAUACUGCUGCAAAUGGUGACCUUGCAUGCUUGGUAUCGUCGCUCAAGAAAACCAUUCGAUGGAGGGAGUCAUACAAUAUACUCUCAUCACAAGAGCUCGAAGUUUGGUCACAUUUGGUUUUUUGGCACGGAUUUGAUGUGAUGCUACGACCCUGCCUGGUCGUUCGUCUUGGACUUGCGUGCUCCACUUUGGCUCCUCAUGACAGGCCACGCUUUGCUCAAGCUGUUG